CUCCUGCCGCGACCGCACGCCGGUGCACCGCGACCCGGGCAAACGAGACCCGGAUUGUGUUUGUGGGUGUGUGUUAUGGAUGUGCUCUUGUGUUUUGUUGUAGACGCAUAAAGUGCACAGCCCUGCUAUGAAAUGGGCAUUAGAGCGAUCCGGAGCGGAUGCUGGCUGGUUCUGAUGCUGAUAAACCUGUCUGGAAGCGACUGGUUGAGCUGUGCCAACAUCCAGGAAUGCCGCUGCAAAUGGUCCUCCGGGAAGAAAACCGCGGCGUGCGUCACCGCUGGCCUCCGACGACUACCCCAUUUGGCAGCCGAUAUUCAAGUCCUAGACUUACACGGAAACCAAUUAAGGACAUUAGAGCAAGAUGCCUUCAUCAACACGGGACUAUUAAACUUGCAACGACUCAAUCUCAGUUCGACGAACCUACGAUCGUUACACCCAAAUGCUUUCAGAGAACUGCGCAUACUUAUAGAAUUGGACCUCUCCCAAAACGAACUGUAUCAACUAUCACCUGACACCUUUAGAGGGAACGACCGAUUAAGGCUGCUAGUUCUAAACGACAAUCCAUUGACGACUUUAGUUGCUGAGCAAUUUCCUCCGUUACAACAUCUCAAAAAGCUGGAAUUAUCAAGAUGUAAACUCCACACUAUUCAUCCCUUCGCAUUCGCAAACCUACGAGCUCUGGAGACCAUUCACGUACAUCAAAACUUGUUGGCGUAUCUUCAUCAAAACACGUUCAACUUGCCUGUUUUGAAAACUUUAACGUUAUCAGAUAACCCUUGGUACUGUGAUUGUAGAUUAAGAGAAUUUCACGAAUGGUUUUUGAGUAGCAAUCUGGGGAACGAGGAAGUAUUUUGCGGAGGCCCCGAGAGGAAAGCCCAGCUUUCUUGGCGAACGCUUAAAGGCAGUGAUAUGGUAUGUCCUCCAACGGCAGUGUCCAGUCCAACCGUCAUCAGAACUGAAUCAGGAGCUGAUGUGACUUUUGGAUGCUUUGCAAGCGGAGAUCCGAAGCCUACACUAACGUGGUCUUUCCACAAUACUGACGUCAUUAUCAAUUCCACAAAUGGAUUUAGUGAUAUACUAAUUUAUAAGUACCAGACGGACCAUUUCGAUGAGUAUAGAGACGAUUACGUGAAUAAAAGUGCUCAAUGGGCUAAUGUGACUAUUAAUAAUGUUACUAGUGACCUAGCAGGGGAAUGGAAAUGUAGUGCCAAGAGUGCUGUGGGGGAGGCAUCAGCGUUUUUGACAAUAUUUUUACCUAAAGCGAGAGCUGCGACUGCUAGAGUUGCACCGAACUAUUCGACCUUUUUCAUUUUAGGCGGUUCUAUGCUAGCGAUGACGGGCGCGGGCGUUAUUGCAGCCUGUGUCUGUUGGAAGACUAGACGCCGAAGAGUGCCACCAAGCAGAAGUUUUACGGAUCAAGAGAAGAAAUUACUUGAUACGUCUCUCGCCGCUAGUUGUGACAGAACGAGCGCAGAUUUAGGUUCUUCGUAUGGUUUCGAAAUGCUAGAUAGGUCUAUGUCGAUGGAGAGUGAGGAUACACAGAGAUGUAUGGACCCAGUUCAAAUUACGAUAGAAGGUCCCCCUGGUAGUUUUCCACCGCCGCCUGCGGAGUUUGCCUUGCCCGCUCCGUAUGGGAAUAUUUUUAUAUCAGUCCAAGUGUCUGGGCACAACGAUGAGUAUCCAGACUUGUUGGGUGGUGGAGCAACCCUCCCUAGACGAAGUAGGACUUGUUUUUUAAAGUCAGCUUACGAUAAUAUGGGUCCUCGAAUAACAGCUGCUGGUAGUUCCACUUGGUCCCUCCCUGGUGCCAAUGGUGACAACACCAAGAGAGUUGAAAAAGACAAUGAAAACCCCAUGCCAUUGUCGACGUUCUCAACAGAAUUUACUGCUCUGUAAAUACUAAUUUUACCAGCGACAUUGUAAAUAAAUUUGGAUUUACUAAUAUUACUAAUGAUUUGCGUGUGUACAAUACAAUGAAUUAUAUUAACAUAUCAAUUCGUAGAUAAAUAAAAAUGGCUUAUGUUAUCGUUACGAGUGAAGAUAGUUUAUAGAUAAAUAUUUACGUUAAAUUAAAUUCAAAUAAACAAUGACUGAAUUUUUGUAUGUAUACGAAGCUGAUGUUUGUGUUGUACUAUCGAUAAUAUGUUGAAUUUUAUUGUAAAUUUUUUCUCUUUACUGAUACUGCUUCUUUUUAUAUGAAGUUUUAGACAGUUUUAUGAUUAUUUCGUUGGUUAUACAAAGAU
Ostrinia furnacalis (Asian corn borer) is the source of this 2243-nucleotide messenger RNA. Its product is annotated as leucine-rich repeat-containing protein 24. The record is from RefSeq and is a predicted model, not a curated record. Gene Ontology annotation, molecular function: protein binding. Lineage: Eukaryota; Metazoa; Arthropoda; Insecta; Lepidoptera; Crambidae. The transcript is spliced from 2 exons. Bases 133 to 1896 code for a protein of 587 amino acids.